This is a messenger RNA of Ilex paraguariensis (yerba mate), 519 nucleotides long. The record is from the annotation of a GenBank genome assembly. NCBI's taxonomy places the organism in Eukaryota, Viridiplantae, Streptophyta, Magnoliopsida, Aquifoliales, Aquifoliaceae.
AUGCCUCAGGAGAGAACUAGGGCGUCAAUGGAAAAUGACACACCUCAGGAGAGAACCAGGGAGUCAAUCAGGGAUAGUGACAGUUCUAAUUAUUCUGAGUUAUAUAAUAGUGAAUAUGAUCUUGACGAGGAUGACAAAUUGUAUGAGAUAAACGUGGAUAAAGAUGUUGAAUGGGCUGGUGUGGGUGAUAAGGGUAAGGGUGUAAAGGAUGGUACUUCAGCUUUUCAUGGUACAAAUGAAGAUGAUGUGCAUUCUGACUAUGCAGAUUCAGAUGAAUUAUGUAGUUUUGAUGAUUCAUCUUCAGAGGAUGAUGGUGUCAAGAAGAAAGAGAGCCAACAAGGUGCAGGAACAAUGUCCAGUGGAGUGACUACUGCAGGAGCAAACACAGAUGGAAUGAUUGGUCUAGGAGCUGGUGCAACCAAUGUUUCAAGUAGGAGAGGUCAGUUGGCUAUGAGGAGGAACAAAAUGAAUGCACCAACCACAACACAAGUCUCACAUUCUACAGGAGGAGUUCAGUGA